UGCGCCAGGCCUGCUGAGUUUGGUUCUCGCUUUAGUACGCGCCGAGUUGAAACAAGAGUUGUUUUGAGCUGCUAAUUUUGCGUGAAGUCGUCGAUCGAUCAAGCAAAGAGGUGCACCACCCUGGAAAUUCGAUAUUCAGUCAAUCACCCGCUAAUCCUUGUAGCCGCGUUCAGGCGCUUGCCGUCGCGAAAGCGCCCGUUGCAGCAAUCUCGUUAACUCUCGCCGAGUUGACGGACCCGAAUAUCGCAUUUUUCGUUCGCAACUUGCGCUCUCCGGGGUUAUCCUUAACUCGACUGGAAAUUUCAGUCGAUUUCAGCGUUGAAAUUCCGGUGCACUUCACUUCAUGCAGGUAAAUAAGAUUGCCCUUUCGCGCCGCCCGCGUAGAUGCUGAAGAAGAUCGUCCCGUCAUGUACAGCUGACUAGCCCUCUGCCUGCUUCACUUGCGAAACAGGUCCUCUGACAUUGAGAUGUCCGUUGUGGAGCUCCCCGGCGACUCCUGAGGAUGAGGGCAGCCAGUGGAACACAGAUGCGUCGAUCUCGGACAGUGAUAGAACAGUGAGCAACGAGCAGGACAGCAGCACAGAUUUGUCGGACAACGACCAGGACCUCUUCUCCGACUCCGAAGAAUACACGACCGACAGCUCCAAUCUCAUCCACCUGCAAGUGGGCGUCGGCAACAUGAGCGACCUCGAAGACUUAGGCGACUCCGACUCCUCGUCCGUUCAAGUGCUCUCAGAAGCCGAACAGCUCGACGUCUCUAGCGUGGUCGAAGUGUGGACUGACCGUGGUGACGAGCCACCUGAUGAAAAUGAAGAUGACCAAAGCGUGUCGUCAGAAGUCCGCUCAGAGCCGGAUAACCCGGACACUGAAGUCGAAGAAAACGACUGAGCCACAGGCAGAAACUGCGGCGGCGGCUUUACCGAGUGAGCAGCAACCGGAGCAGCAACUGGCGUUGCAGCCUGUGCCCGCGCACGAACGGAGUGCUUCUGAUGAAGAAGGAACCACCUGCACAAUAUGUUUCGAAGCGUGGACAGCUUCAGGCACUCACCGACUGGCAGCUCUGAAGUGUGGACAUCUUUACGGGCUCAGCUGCAUUGAAAAAUGGGUCCAAGGCCUGCGUUCCAAGUGCCCCCAGUGCAAUGCACCAGCGAAGAGAAUUGACAUCCGCCCCAUCUUUGCCCAAAAGCUGAUGGCACUGGACACCACCCAACUAGACCAUCUGGUGAGCGAGCUGAACGUAGAGCGGGAGAAGCGCAAACGCUCCGAGAUCGACGCCGAGCUCAUGCGCCAGAAGUACAAGUUGCUGCUAAACGACUACGAGAAGGUCAAGUCUGAGUACGCCAACGUCAAAAGAAUGAGGCUCGAGUCUCCCAUGACAAGUCAUGGCGACUUCAGCGCUGGGAGCAGUUUUUCGCAGCGGUCUCCGGGCAGGUUCACGCUGGACCGUGCUAUCGACCUCGGCCUCAACACCUCAUGUCGGAGUUUGGCCGUCUCGGGGUUGCUCAAUUUGCUGGUGGCAUCGCAGAGCAAGAGUGGACUUUUCAGCGGAUACGGUCUCCGCAAGGUUUCUCUCUUCGACCUGAAGUCGUCAGAGUUAAUCUUGAUCCACAAAGGUGAAAUCAAGGACAUUGCAUUCCACCAGCGUGAUGCGCUCGUGCUCUCAGCCUCCAAUGACAAGACAGUCAAGCUCACUACCACGUUGAGCAACAGCGUUGUCCAGACUUACCACCAGCCCGUGGAAGCCUGGAGCUGUGCUUGGGACAAGGAUGACACCAACUGCUUCUACGCGGGCCUCCGCAACGGCUUGGUGGUGAAGUACGACAUGCGGGUGACAUCCGAGCCUGUCUGCAAGCUGCCCUCGACCAAUCGAUACGAGCCCGUGGUGGCCAUGCAACACAUUCCGAAGGGGCCAUCCUGUGCCGAAGACAGGUGCCCGUCAGGCCUACUGGUCUCGCAGUUUCAGAUGUGCUCCUUUUUUGAAAAGCAGACUGACACAAAUUUUAAGGUGCACCCUCUUCACAUGGAAGGCAACUGCGUCUCUAUCAGCUAUGAACAAAAUACAAGGCACCUACUGAUGAGCUGCAGACCAAGUGCUAGGACACCCUACAUGACGCACUCGAUAUGCAACCUGCUUUUCCCAAUGGCGGAGGAAGGCAGCUGUAGCUUCAACGUUGUGCAUGUCUUCAACGGAGGCCCCACUCAGGUACAGCUGUCGCGAUCAUGCAUCUGCCUCGACCCUGACGACGCCGCCAACUUCUGGGCUGUAGCUGGAGAUGAGUCGUACAAGCAGGUUAUGGUGUGGGACGCUUCGUCGGGCAAGCGCAUCCACCAGCUGCCAGUGACCAACCCCGUGCUAGACGUGUGCCCCGUCACGACGCCUCUCGGCUGGGGUCUGGCCGCGCUCGCCAAGAACACCCUCUCGCUUUACUCCUGGAAGCAGGAUGCCAGCCACUGAGUGUCGUAUGUUGGAAGAGCGGCAUCAAACUCUCACUGAGCACCGUCAAAGUGCGACUCGUCUUACGGCGACGAACAAGUUGUUUCGGCUGUUGUGCCCCCAUCAUCAUGACUGUAACAUAAAGAAGGGGACUGCGAAAUUGUGCACUCAGGAGUGCGUGAGAAAAGACUUCUCGUGGUUGCACGUUGUAAUCCUAGCCAUCGUAUAGCACAACUGUUUGACUCACAGGUUCUCGUCGGAUGACCAGUCGUCAUUGGAGCGGUGAACCUGACUCGCUGUGCAAGAGGACUACAGCGUGAAUCGCGUUAUGCACUGGACUUAGGGUAACGUGUGAUAAAGGCAUCCUGGGCUGGGGUAUUUCAUUGGCAAGGUAAAUGCUGUCAAGUGUUUUUGUUUCAUCAUCCCAGUGGUCCCCGAGCCGUGCAUUGCCAUGCUCUGGACCAGACUUGGUUGCUUGCAGCAAGCAAAUUGGCAGAAAAACAUCUGUGGACAGGUGCCGUUGUCCUAAGUUACGUGUGCUAACGAUUGACUGUCUUGCCUUUCAGUACAUUUGCAUGUGUCGUAUUUAUUUCGGGGCAUAACAGCUUUGACAACUGGAUACUGCUUUCGUUUGCCUAUGCAUCUGCGUUAGGUUCCCUCUAAAUCUUCGAUUGAAAGCUGUUGUUGACGUGAGGCUUUUACAUAGCCGUUAGGUGCGGUGACGCAGCUGUUAGAUUCGGGCAGUACAGUACUAUCUGGGAGCAUCGUGUAUGGUCCCCGAGUCGCUGGUCGUAUUUCGCCAAACAUUGAAUCUGGCCACAGCGGUGUCAUUGAAGUUUAUGCAUGUGUAAUCAGCAAAGGCAUGUCUUGAGUUUUGUUUGAAGCACAACUGUUUCCAUAUCACAGGAUUUUAUUUUAGUGUUAAUAAGUCAACGUCUAGUGUGUUUCAAACCCUUGUGACCAGGUUCAUACACAGCUUCUUGGACCACGUCACAUUGAGUCGAAGGCACCUAGGCCUCUUGUGUGUGCCGAAAAAUCCUCUUGUACAGGUUGUUUAUUAUUACCUCUUCAAUAUAUUAUACAUCGCUGCCUUACGUACUUGGAGACAUCCCGGAGCUGUUACUUGUGCCAAAAGAUGAACAAGAAGGUUGUUGUGGGAAAGCUGCGAUGGGCUGAGUGACAUUGCAAGUGUAAAGGUGAACUCACCGCCGAUUCGCACACUUGUGUUGUGAACGUGGAUGGCUUUGUAGAAGUCACCUCGCACUAGCCUUUACAACUGCCACUCAACAGCUGUGAUUUCUUCUUGAAACGUACUUAAUAUCGACUGUCGACAAUCGGAAACCUUUAUUCACACAGCUAAAAGGUUUAGGGCCGGUCUAUAUGAAUAUAAAUUCUUAGCAGAGCUGAACAUGUGCUGAAGGUGCAAUUGUGCAUUGUGGCUUGCAUCACGUUUACCCUGUGCGAGUUCUAUGUGCUCACAGGAAGCAUAGCUGACUAACAUUCCUUUCUUGACAGUCUAAAGUAAUUUUAUUUUACCGCUUUCUAUUCAAGAUGUACAGGUGAUGUCGACUGAAGCUAGUGAAUGUCGGUGUUGAGCAGUUUGGGUGUGACUGCAUGUUCCUGUGAAUGCUGUUUCUGCUCAACAAUUUCACUGUUUCUAUUUGUUCUCUUCAAUGUGCAAGGUUAUCAGCUUAUUUGAGCAUUGGGAGUCGCUUCAAACUAAGGUGUGCGUGUAUUUUUUAGGUGAAGCCGGUUGUAAUGGAAUGGAAUCCAGUGUGCUGCGUCGUGAAUACGUAAUAUGAUGGAGGGGAACUCUGCACUCUUGUGUUAAUUUUUUCAUUUAUUUCUCUGUGUGUCUAUUCCAUCUUUAAUCUUUUGCUUUAAUAUGCCGCACAGCGCGACUAACCAAAGUGGCACUACUCUCGUCUUAAGUGUGGGGGGAGGAGGGGGUUUGGGUGACACAACUUCUGGGUUGUUCUCGUUGGUGUCUGCGUCUGAGUGAGGUUUUAAAAAGUUGUACAUAAUAUAUAAAUGGCGUGUCACCUCACCCGGGUCGAUGGUCUCAGGGGGGAACAAAGCACGAUGGUGCUUCAGCAGAGCGUUUAAUGACCGUGCGUUACAAAACAAGUGUUUGAAGGCGUUGCUGUUUUGUGUACAUAUGCAUACAGUAGUUUGCACGCACUCUGGGGUCAAUCAAUAAAUGCUUUGUGCGUGAGUUCUUACGAAAUGUUCUGCCGUACUUCUGGGAAAUGAUUGCCACACAUUGACGUUUACUGUGAUGACAAUUGUUGAGUACAUGUGAAGUUCAUUGGCAACUGUCUAGUAACGCGUGGAAAGUGUUAUUUCAUUAAUUUCUAUGAUAAAUGAUGACAUUAAGUCUAGGUAUCAGCAUAAGUGAAAAGAACCAGUCAGUCAAUUCAUUUGUGUCCAUUUCUGCACACCUUACAUUUUCUUAUGAUAAGUCAGGUGCACGUUGAAAAACCUCAGCAUGUCAAAAUUUCUGGAGCCCUCUACUGUGGCGUCUCUCAUAAUCAUAUGGUGGUUUUGGAACGUUAAACUCCACAUCUCGAUCAAUCAAUCAAUCUCAUAAGUCCCAGUCAUCUAGUUCACCUUUUUGUGUUGGGAAUACUUGAAGAUUGGUUGCACUGCUAUUUGCAGCAGUAAAUAAGUCUGACAAAGAGCUCUUAUCUGGGCAACUAUAUUUGUGCAUUACUGCCAUGCAAAUAAAAUAAAUCAACACA
Messenger RNA from Rhipicephalus microplus (southern cattle tick), 5175 nucleotides. Its product is annotated as E3 ubiquitin-protein ligase rfwd3.S. Gene Ontology annotation, biological process: protein ubiquitination; interstrand cross-link repair. The record is from RefSeq and is a predicted model, not a curated record. Gene Ontology annotation, cellular component: nucleus. Lineage: Eukaryota; Metazoa; Arthropoda; Arachnida; Ixodida; Ixodidae. Gene Ontology annotation, molecular function: protein binding; ubiquitin-protein transferase activity.